AUGGAACCAGAAAAUGUAACCAUCGCCCACGAGGUGACACAAUCAGACGAUGAUUGUAAAAUCUGUGCCAGCUUGAGGCAAAUGUUGGCGACACCCGAGUUCUCACUCGAACUAGGCGGCCCAAUUGACGAAAUAAUUGCCGCUGCCUCAUGUCCCGGACACAAUCCCCUAUUCUGUUUCAUUAGGGACGAAUACAAUUCCUUUCUUCUCCAAGAAUUCAACCCUGAUGGUGAGCGACAGCUCGAGGCUGAAGAAACUGGUGGCCACAACAUUGAUACAGAUGUGUGGAAAGCUCACAAGACUAUACUGUGUCAUAAUGAAAAUGAACCUCAUGGGGGCAUUUUCGUGCAAAUAAGGGACGGCCGCGGCGUCACCUGGUCCAUGAUUCUUGGUCGGUCCAAAUAUGAAACCCAGACAUCUGGAUUUGGGAGAAUACUCGAUCCAGAUUGGAUCGACUUAAGUCUAGUGAAAAGAUGGAAAAAUGACUGCUCUACAUACCAUGGCGAGAAAUGUAGAAACCCUCUUCAUAUCCGUCAGGUCUCGCCAGCUUGGCUUAUCGACACGUCCGACAAAUGCCUUGUUCCCGGUGACGGCAUCACGGAUUUUGUUGCUCUUAGCUAUAGGUGGGGUGGUUCGGUGGGGUUUAAAGCUACUUGCGACGUAUUGGAGAUCAUUCGACAGCCGGGAGGGCUAUCACCAAACAAAAUCGAGAUCGGGCUACCUAAAAUAAUAAGGCAUGCAAUGGAGCUGGUACAGGAAUUAGACGAGCGUUAUCUCUGGGUAGACGCAGUCUGUAUUGUGCAGGACCAAGAGGUACAUUUAAGGGAGCAGCUUCAACUGAUGGGAGCGAUAUAUUCCUCGGCAACCCUAACCAUUGUCGCUGCGGACGGCGAUGCUACCGUUGGGCUACGUGGUCUUAAAGGUAUAUCAUCGUCGAGAGAAUUUGCGCAAGGUGUGAUUCCAGUCUUUCAAGACGAAAAGGUUAUUAUCCGAAACGAACCAGUUUUGAGGCAGUUAACCGGAUGCGACGAAUACUUCGAUCGAGGCUGGACAUACCAAGAAUACUACCUCUCAAAACGGAGAUUGAUUUUUUCAAGGAAGCAAAUAUACUGGCAAUGUUCCGGCCAGAGUUGGUCUGAGGACCUUAUUGACGACAGAAUGUCCGCUAAAAGCCGUGAUGAGUGGUUUGGUGAGCUGGCAGCCUUAAUGGUAGGAGUGCCAAAAUAUGAAGUGCUAUACCGGUGGCUCAGCGAAUACAACAACCGCAUUCUUUCCUACCCAGAAGAUGCCUUGCCUGGAAUUACCGGAUUUCUUGCUGUUUUAAGCCGAUCUUUUGCGGGUGGCUUCCUAUUCGGUCUUGCAGAGUCAAGCUUCGAUUCCCUCCUAUUAUGGCACGCCCAAUUCAACGUAGACAUGGAGAGACGGAAGCAUUCAGGGAAGGAGAAUCUGUCAAAAAAGUCACCUGUACUACCGUCAUGGUCUUGGAUCGGUUGGCGCUGCUUCGCCUUACGCGUUCCCAAGGACGAGACUUUCGAACUAGGUGACGCUGGCCAAAGAACGAUUCCUAUCACGCAGUGGUACACCCACGAGACUCCAGAUGCAGCUGUCAGGCGACAGAUCAAGUCUAGUUGGUUCAAUAUAUGGGAGGAUGCCAGGAAGCCAGACUUCCAAGUGCCUGGCGGAUGGACACGAGAGAGAUAUGACGAUGAGAAACAUGGACCUGCGAGAGGCAACGAAAGCAACUUAGAUCCACCUGAGGGCCUUGGAGAGUAUGUCUAUCACCACUCAUCUUUACGGGGCAGGUACUUCUGGCUCCCCUUGCCAGUUUCCACCUUAAAUGAGGACGUGGAGCCGUUUUCUACGCCGCAAACGGCCUACAUCUCUUGCCUGACAACACGCGGAUGGUUCAUGGCCACCCGAUUCCCCGAUGAUAGAUUUACAGAACAUGACAGGGCUUACAAUGAGCAUCUCUUCGUUAUGAGACUUCUUGAUGCCGACGGGAAAGACUGUGGAGAACUGAAACUUCACAGAGAGGAAGACAAUAUCGGUUUUGUCGAGGCCGAUUCUGAAUCCGUCCCCGAAGCCAUCGAGCUCGUAGCCAUUUGCAAGAGUAGAUCGCCCGAGGUUGCGUCAAAAGACAAAAUACAUGUUCUCUGGGUAGAAUGGGUGAGUGGGGUAGCUUAUCGCAAGGCUGCAGGGUUCGUCUGGCUGGAGGACUGGGAAAGGCAUAAGCUUGAGGUUAUUCACUUGGUGCUGGGAUAG
Colletotrichum truncatum is the source of this 2262-nucleotide messenger RNA. RefSeq lists its product as uncharacterized. Lineage: Eukaryota; Fungi; Ascomycota; Sordariomycetes; Glomerellales; Glomerellaceae. The record is from RefSeq and is a predicted model, not a curated record.